AGUGUUGUUGUUGCCUCGGAUGUGAGAUGCCUGUUGAAGCAGGACCCACUGGUGAAAGCUCAUUCCUCAUGUAGCCUUUCCUCCCUGACUUCCGCGAGUUUUAAUGCAAGGUGUCUGAGGGGGACAAAGUCGACUGUGAAAGAAAGUAAACAGUAAAUGGAAGUUAAGGGACAUUCGCCAUCUGUGCUGGUGGGCAUUGGCUGAAAUCCGCUUUGGGGACUGAAGACGGAAAAGUUCAGAUCAGUCCCCCCCCUCACUCUCUGUUUCGUUUCUGGUGAUCAGUUUGGAGUUGUUUCUUCGGCAAAUGUGAGGUCGAUGUGUGACCGCGAGUGGAAGUCUGGAACAACCACGAGGAAGAGCUGAGCGUGGGCAGACAGAGAGAGUUUGCAGUUCAGGGGUGUUCCUGCUGGACCCGGGGGCAGUGUGCUGCGGAGGAGACACAUCCCCCCCUCUAUCGAGAUUCUCAUUCCCCAGGGGCUGGCUGGUGGAAGAAACAGCGCAGACAGAGAGAGAGAGAGAGAGGAGCUCUGCAUCCUGCAAUAUUCUCAUAAUCGGAGGAACAUGAGCCACCUUGUUUAUUGUGAAUGAAAGGCCUUCAAGCAGAUACAAUGGCAAACCUGCCAUCUAAUAACUGCUCCCUCAACAAAGAAUUGGAAUCUUGCUAUCUGCCCAUCAUGUACAUUAUUGUGUUUGUCACUGGAUUAAUCGGAAACAGUGUUGCUCUCUGGAUGUUCAUCUUUCACAUUAGGCCUUGGAGUAGCAUCACCGUUUACAUGUUUAAUCUCGUCCUGGCUGACCUCUUCUACGUCUUCUCUCUGCCGGUUUUAAUAUUUUACUAUUUCAAGGAAAGCGACUGGAUCUUCGGGGAGGCCCUGUGCAAACUGCAGAGGUUCAUUUUCCACGUUAACCUCUACGGGAGCAUCUUGUUUCUGACCUGCAUCAGUGUCCACAGGUACACGGGGGUGGUGCACCCCAUGAGAUCACUGGGCAGGUUGAAGAAAAAAUCGGCAACCAUUGUGUGCGUGUGCGUGUGGGUUGUGGUCAUGGCUGGCAUCUCCCCAAUACUGUACUUCUCCCGAAUACGACAGGACACCAAUAAAGCAAACUUUUCUCGACCAGAUGCAAAUAAAACAAUAAAAACCAUUUGCUAUGACACCACGUCUAAAGAGCUCUUGGACACUUAUUUCAUUUACAGCAUGCUGACUACAUUCUUUGGUUUCUGCGUCCCCUUUUCCACCAUCCUGGUCUGUUAUGGAUUUAUUGUGAAGGCCUUAAUAUCUAACGACAUGAGGACACCACUCCGGGGCAAGUCUGUGCGUCUCGUCAUCAUUGUGUUGGCCGUCUUUGCCACCUCCUACCUCCCCUUUCAUGUGAUGAAGAAUCUUAACCUACAGUCCAGACUGUAUUACCAAGGGCCAGAGACAUGCGAGUGGAACAAGAGGGUCUACGCCACUUAUCAAGUGACCCGCGGGCUUGCCAGCCUCAAUAGCUGUGUGGACCCUAUCUUGUACUUCCUGGCGGGAGACACUUUCAGGAGGAGAUUCACUACUACUGCUUCAAAGUUUAUCAAUCGGAAUGAGUCUAUAGUCUAGGAGAUUAAAGAAUUCACUUUGUGCCACAAUAGCCAAGUAAUAAAAUGAUGACGAUUCCUUCAAAACCAAAACAAGGUAACCUCGAUUAUCUGAACGACGUGGACGGGGAGUAUUUUGUUUGGAUAAUCGAAUGUUCAGGAAAUCAAAUGUUU
Chiloscyllium plagiosum (whitespotted bambooshark) is the source of this 1744-nucleotide messenger RNA. Its product is annotated as P2Y purinoceptor 1-like. Gene Ontology annotation, biological process: relaxation of muscle; platelet activation; phospholipase C-activating G protein-coupled receptor signaling pathway. The record is from RefSeq and is a predicted model, not a curated record. Gene Ontology annotation, molecular function: G protein-coupled ATP receptor activity; ATP binding; A1 adenosine receptor binding. NCBI's taxonomy places the organism in Eukaryota, Metazoa, Chordata, Chondrichthyes, Orectolobiformes, Hemiscylliidae. Gene Ontology annotation, cellular component: plasma membrane.